Chaetomium fimeti is the source of this 1278-nucleotide messenger RNA. RefSeq lists its product as uncharacterized. Lineage: Eukaryota; Fungi; Ascomycota; Sordariomycetes; Sordariales; Chaetomiaceae. The record is from RefSeq and is a predicted model, not a curated record. The transcript has a single exon. Bases 237 to 1142 code for a protein of 301 amino acids.
AGUCAAACCGUUCGUGUUUACCAGCGAGUCAUUUCAGUGGUGGUGAGUAAGGAACCUCAUUGUUUGCCGUGACUCCUGUGAAGGAGGCAGCUUGGUGGUUUGUAGCUCCCUGUCCUUCUUAGUGUUACCCUCAUGCUUUCUUCUAAUGGUGUAUAAAGUCCGGUUGUCACACUGCCGUCUCUAGCAAGUUUCAUCUUUCUCUUCACCCACAUCACUCAGCAUUCAGGUGCCCGACAAUGACUACAUCACGCUCUCCAUCAGUCUGUUCCUCAUCUGGCCGCGUCUGGGACAGCGACAGUUCAAGCGAAAGCGACUUCAGCGAAGACGACUCAAUAUGGGAGAAGAUGUGGCCCCGCCACUUCCCCGGGUUUUUGUUCCUCAAGGCCAUGGGCGACUUGCGAUGGCUCGAACUAGAUUCCGACCUAUCCAACGCCACUUACGAUGUCGUCCUCCACAACGCAAUGGCUUCGGUCCCGCUUCUCGAGACGCUCGGGGAUGACAUCGUCCGCACCAAAGGCCUUGGAAUCGACUACGUCGGCCGUCUCCGCCACCUCGGCCCGGGCGACAAGGACUACAGCGACAGGUUUCGCGAUCUGGUCGCGAAAAUUCGGCCGAGGUUGGAACCAGACACGGGACUGUGGGCUACGAAGAAUGAUGUCAGGCUGGAUAUCGGUUCAUUCACGGGGAACUGCUGCCCGCAGUACCUGCCCGAGGAUAGGAUCGAAGGCCAGCAGCUAAGCAAAGUGAAGACGCUGCGCAAUGCGGUCCGGAUCAAGAAGCUCUACGAGCUCGACUUCGAGGCCCAGGACGUCUACGUGGUUCUUCUACUAUGCAAGCCGGCGGCUGCCGAGUUGGCGAAUUUCAGAACCCUGGCCAGGGAAGUGCGCAAAGACCUGUUGAAAGAACGACCGCCCAGAAGAUGGGAUGAACUGCUCGAGAUGCGGCGGUCUGUGGGGCUGAAUUUUCAAGGCACUGUUGAUGGGAUGGAAAGGGCAGGACAGGUGAAUACACCUGCCAAAAAGGUCAUCGACCUGAUUUGGAACGACUUGGGGCUGUCCGAAUUAUGGUCCGAUCAGAUUAAAGUCCUAGAGUACCGCCUAAGACUCGCCAUCCGCAGGUUUUCAGCCCUUGGUGCGAUCUAAGCGACGAGGAGCCAACAAAAGGUGCUGCCAGUACUUGAUGUGGCAAUGAAUGAACAGGCCGGGACUCGCUGUCUGGGACUGGCUGUCUGGGACUGGCUGUCUGGGAAUGGCGUCAAGAAGAACGCGACAGGGAGGG